AUGCCAGCGAUAUCACGGGAAAAUGCGAGGAUAUGGGUCCUGUUUGUCGUGUUUUUCCUCACACUUCUCUCGCGAAAUGAUGGCACGGCUCUGAUCGCAGGUCCUUUUACCGGGACCUCCAGGCUUGCCCGCCAAAGGGAGGCACAAGCCGUACUGAACAGCACUAGCUGGGGCGAUUUCUCGCCGCAUGCUAUCAAGGAAGGCGCGCCUCCGGGCGACGCACCGCGGUAUCUGAACCUGACGGGCUUUCGGGAACAUGAUAGCUAUGCUUGGAAUGAUUUGGACUACUUCAAGGACCGAUGCCGACAGUGGAGCCAGCACGCCUACCCGUCGAAGGAAGGAUCCGGCGAUUGGGACCACGGUCCGGUUACGAGGAUAUGGCAGAAUGCCACGGGGACCGUGCACGGGAAAUGGGUGCGCCGACAGGGCUCGGUUGUGAAGCACGCGAGCGACUACAAUCUGACAGCCAUUGCCCCCCAUGCUGACUGGCCGGAGGGCCAUGUCGAAUGGGGUUGGAACGUCACCGGCUCUUACGGCACCGUGUUGCUGCGGCUGCAGGAAGACGCCGCAGACGGCGUGUAUGAGGAGAAGGCCGGCGAGGGCAAGCAACUAGGAUCGGCGGGUCUGGCAAGGGAGAUUUCAGCUGUGGCCAAUAUCCAGGACGAGGCGACCUCAGCCUCCAGCUUCGCCAUUCGACUCCAUGGUGUGCAUUGGCCGAGACAGGGCUCUAUUCUCCUGUCAACGACAAGUGACAAAUUUGCGGGCAUCUUCGGGCUGCCCCAUCUCGCACCCGGUCCCGACUUCUUCCAAACAGGCCAAAAGCUUCUGAAUCACACGGUGGACCAAGUGCUCCGGACGAAGGAGAGAAACAGGUUCUCGGACCCCAGCAACCCGUGGACUCCUGUCGUUGAGGACGACGUUUCAGUGCUACUUCCGCGGUGCGAGUACAUCAUGUACCUGCAGCUACACCCAAUUCAUCCCUUCCUUAUUGUUGACGACCGAAGCAACCCUGAAUAUGUUUUCCUAGCCGACCAGUUGGAAAAUGAGCUGCGAUUCCCUACCGGAGCACCCAAUAACGGGAUACCAGACCUUCGCAUGUCUCUUGUCGCCUGGUCUCCGGACUGCUCCUAUUAUCUCGAGUCCAAGGGACCUCCCCUCUUCCCUUCUGCUGAAGGCCAACAUCUCGUUGGCGUGAAGGCUGAGGUGUUGCUCUUUCGAACAAAAUCGUGGAUGUUUGGGUUUGCUGCUGUCAUGAUGGGGCAGUUAUGGCUCUUGAAGACGCAGAUGAAGGAGUCGAACACGCCCUCUACCUUGGGACGUAUCAGUUUCCAAACCGCAGCCAUGAUGCUUCUGGCUGACGGUCUGGUCUUUGCGUGCUCAUCAGCCUGGAGUCUCUCUGCGACCAACACGUUCCUCCCAUCCCUUAUCCUCACUUUUGCCGCGUUCAUGUCCAUGUCAAUUGGUUCAGGAUUCUUGGCUGAGAUUUAUAAAAACCAAGAGCCGGAGAGGAGAAACCGUGAACGCGAACGCGAGCAGAACCGAGGAACCAACGAACCCGCCGCUCAGAGAGCAUCCCCCGCUCCGGCUUCCGCCAUCCCGCUUGCACCCGGGUCUCUCCCACUACCUGUCACCGCAGGCCCACCGCAGGCUCCCUCUCCCCCAAUCAUUAUCCCCUCUGACCAAGACAUUGACGCCGAGAUUGCCGAAAACACGGCGUCCGGCGCCGCUGUCUUGCCAACCACCACCCAGACCGCCACAACCGCUAGCAAUAACCGACCCCGGGUGAGCGCCUUCGCCUCCAUUAGCGUCUCCUUUGUCACGCUAGGCAUUGUUGUCCUCAUCCUCACGGCCAUGUCCAUGUCGUGGCCGCCGCACGCCCGCGCCGUCUACCUUAACUGCCUGGCCUUCACGUACCUCUCGCUCUGGGUGCCGCAGAUCCGGCGCAACAUUUGGCGCAACAGCCGCCGGGCGUUUGCCUGGCGCUUCAUGGUGGGCCAGUCGGUUCUGCGGCUGCUGCCGUUUGCCUACUUUUACCUGCGCCACGACAACAUCCUGUUUGUCGAGCCCGACUCGGUGACGUUCGCCGUCCUGGUCGGCUGGGUUUGGUGCCAGCUGUUUGUGCUUGCUGUGCAGGACGUGCUCGGCCCGAGGUUUGGCAUCCCCAAGGACUGGAUGCCCGAGGUGUGGGAUUAUCACCCUGUCCUGCGGGAGGACAAUGUUGAGGCUGGCGGGUUGCCGAUCGGCUUGGUCUCGUCCGGCGGGUGGGGAAGCGCGCCGUCCUCGCCCACCGCUGCUGUCUCUGAUUUUGCGAGGAAAAGGUCGUGGUCUGACGGCGGCGAAGAGGAUAGUGGUGGUGCUCGCAGGAGAGAGCGAGAGAAGGAGCUUAGGAGGCAUGCGGCCCAGAUCAACACACUACUUCUCGACUGCGACAACACGCUCGUCCUAUCUGAAACGCUUGCUUUUGAAGGAUGCGCCGAGUUGAUCAACGAGAUCGCCGCCAAGAAGAACGUGCCCCUCCCGGCGCCCUUCACGGGCGAGUCGCUCAUCAUCGAGUUCGUCGGCCAAAACUUCCGCGGCAUGAUGCUCUCCCUCCAGCAGCGCUACGGCUUUGAGAUGACACCCGAAGAGCUCGAAACCUACGUCCGCCGGGAAGAGGACGUUGUCAUCGCAAAGCUUAAGGAGAAACUGGUCUCGUGCCCCGGCGUCGAUGCGGUGCUGGAACGGCUUGCUGCCUCUGGCAAGUACAAGCUCGCCGUGGUGAGCAGCUCCGCUCUGCGCCGGGUCAAGGCUAGCGUAGAGAAAGUCGGCCAGGACAAGUACUUUGGUGAGGAUAUCUUCAGCGCCGCAUCGAGUCUGCCCAGGCCGACGAGCAAGCCGGACCCGGCCAUCUAUCUCCACGCCAUGAAGGUGCUGGGGAAGAAACCUGAGGAGUGUGUGGCUGUGGAGGACAGCAAGAGCGGUACCCUAAGCGGUACCCGUGCGGGCAUCAAGGUCAUUGGUUAUGUCGGGCCAUACCAGGAGGCAGAAAGGGAGAAGAUGGUCAAGAUCCUGACCGAAGCUGGCGCAGUGGUGAUUAUGCACGACUGGAGCGAAUUCGACGAGUGUUUGGCCAAGAUUGAGAGUGGGAGUGUCUAG
Messenger RNA from Canariomyces notabilis, 3135 nucleotides. RefSeq lists its product as uncharacterized. The record is from RefSeq and is a predicted model, not a curated record. Gene Ontology annotation, molecular function: hydrolase activity. The coding region runs from base 1 to 3135 and encodes 1044 amino acids. NCBI's taxonomy places the organism in Eukaryota, Fungi, Ascomycota, Sordariomycetes, Sordariales, Chaetomiaceae. The transcript has 3 exons.